Molecule: messenger RNA, 1183 nt
Organism: Raphanus sativus (radish)
Lineage: Eukaryota; Viridiplantae; Streptophyta; Magnoliopsida; Brassicales; Brassicaceae
Product: basic leucine zipper 63
Exons: 6
Coding region: 84-1004 (306 amino acids)
Biological process (GO): regulation of DNA-templated transcription
Molecular function (GO): DNA-binding transcription factor activity
Source: RefSeq, a predicted model, not a curated record
AUUAAUGCAAAAGACUGACCAAUCGGAUAAGAAGAAAACUUUUGUAGAGAGAAGAAAAAGAACAAAAGUUUGAAACCAAGAAAAUGUCUGGUAACCAUCUCUGGUCGGAGCUGGCCGCGAAAGAGAGAAACGGGAUGAACCGUAGUGACUCCGAGUGGGCAUUGCAACGCUUCAUACAAGAGUCAGAAGCUGGAGAAGUGUAUGGCGUUUCCGUCUCUGGACCUCCUUCUCCUCCUCCGAGUGUUCCUGUGGAUUCCGAGGAAUACAGAGAGUUCCUUAAGAGUAAACUCAACUUAGCUUGUGCUGCUGUCGCCAUGAAAAGAGGAGCUUUCAUCAAACCACAAGAUACCUCUGGUAGAUCUGAGAAUGGUGGAGCUUAUACAUCCACUGCUUCAGAACAAGGCUCUCUACCUUCUUCCAAAGCUACACCAGUGGUGAGCAGUGCCAUAACAAGUGGUUCUGAGCUCUCUGGUGAUGAAGAAGAAGCUGAUGGUGAAACUAAUAUGAACCCCACCAAUGUUAAGCGUGUCAAAAGGAUGCUCUCUAACAGGGAAUCAGCUAGACGAUCCAGAAGAAGAAAGCAAGCACACCUGAGCGAGCUUGAGACACAAGUUUCACAGCUGCGUGUGGAGAAUUCAAACCUCAUGAAGGGUCUCACUGACGUAACUCAGACAUUCAAUGACGCAGCUGUAGAGAACAGAGUUCUCAAAGCAAAUAUUGAGACACUACGAGCAAAAGUGAAAAUGGCUGAGGAGACAGUGAAGAGACUCACAGGGUUGAACCCAAUGUUCCACACCAUGCCGCAGGUUUCAACCGUCUCUAAUCCUUCAGAGACGACGUCAGAUUCUCUAGACACAAGCGUCCAAGUAACCACACCGGAGAUCAGCUCAGGCAACAAAAGCAAGGCCUUGAUUGGGUGCAAAAUGAACAGAACAGAGUCGAUGCGUAGAGUUGCGAGUUUGGAACAUCUGCAGAAACGUAUUCGCAGCGUUGGGGAUCAGUAAGCUUGUGAAUAAAAGGAACUUGGUCUGUAACAUAUUGUCACAAGAGAGAGAUAACUAGACAUAAUAUGUGUCAGUAAAGAUGUCUGUUUUGUAGCCCUUGUGAAUUGCUUAGUUAUCUCUACUUCUGUUCUCUUCUGUCUUAUACUCUCAUGUUCAAUUUAUCUCCGACAUAAGCCAUA